Molecule: messenger RNA, 1743 nt
Organism: Rotaria sp. Silwood1
Lineage: Eukaryota; Metazoa; Rotifera; Eurotatoria; Philodinida; Philodinidae
Source: the annotation of a GenBank genome assembly
AUGAGAAAAAUACGUUUUCGUUAUAUAAAAGAAAAUGGACAAUCAACAUCGGUUACUGUACGAUGUUGUCUUAAACGUAAUUCUUCACUUAUAUCCGAAGCACUUAGACAUUAUCAACGAUUGGAACGACAAAAUGAUGGAGAAAUAUCAACAAGAAAAUUAGAUAAACAAAAUCGACGUCAUUAUCAACAUGUUAAAGAAUGUAAAUUUCGACCGAUUGUUAUUGAACAAGCUGUAACACAAAAAUUAAAACCAACAACUAAUAAUCAUCAUUUUGAUCCAAUUCAAUUACGUCGUAAACAAUGUUCUUCAACAUUAAUUGAUGAAGAUCUUCCAAUAAUAUCUAAUUGUAAUCUUAAUUAUCUAUCAUCUCCAUGUUCAUCUUCUUCUGGUUUUCGAAGUCAUUCACAUUCAUUAAGUAAUCAAACAUCAUCAGUUAAUAAUGAUAUAGAAAUAUCUAAUGAAAAUCUUAUUAAACGUACUAAUAUAAUUAAAGAAAUUUAUAAAACUGAAUAUGAUUAUAUAGGACAUUUAAAAAAUUUAGUUGAUGGUUAUAUUAAAAAAAUGCGUUUACGUCGAGAUUUAUUUUCUGAAAAACAAAUUGAAUUAUUAAUGGGAAAUAUUGAAGAAAUUUAUGAUUUUCAACAAACAUUUUUUCAAUUAUUAAAAUUAUCAAUUAAUGAAUUAAAUCCAUAUAAAAGUCUUAUUGGAAAAUGUUUUCUUCUUUAUAAAGAAGAAUUUAAAAAAUAUUCAGAUUAUUGUAUUAAUCAUUCAUUAUCAUGUUUAGAAUUAUCAAAAUUAGAAAAUAAUAUUAUUUAUCGAAAUUUUUUUGAAACAUGUCGAUUACAAGCAAAUAUGAUUGAAUUAAAAUUAGAUGCUUUUCUUCUAACACCAAUUCAACGUAUUUGUCAAUAUCCAUUACAAUUAAAUGAAUUAUUAAAAUAUACUUCAUAUGAACAUAAAGAUUAUAAAAAUAUUCAACAAGCAUUAAAUACAAUGCGUGAUGUUGCAAAUUAUAUUAAUGAACAAAAAAGACGUAUGGAAUAUAUAGAAAUUAUUCAUAAAUGGCAACAUACAAUCGAAAAUUGGCAGGGAAAAGAUAUUCUUGAAACAAGUACACAAGGUUUUGGUCGUGCUGAUGCUUAUUUAUAUCAAAAUGGAAAAAAAGAAUCUGUGAUUUUAUUUCUAUUUGAUCAUGUACUUAUUAUUUGUAGAAAAGAUCGACGAAAUACAUUGAUUUAUAUUGGACGAGCUGAUUUAGAUCAUGCAAAAAUUGAAGAUCUUAGUGAUGGAAAAAAUAUUCAUUUAGAUGAAGAAAAUCUUGUUAAUAUAUUUUUUUCUUGGCGUUUACAUGAUUAUAUUGAAAAUAAAAUUUAUUUAUUUGCACAUCGUACACCAUUAGAUAAAAUACAAAUGAUGGAUGCAUUAGAAUAUGAACGAGCAUAUGUUAAAGAAAAUAGUUUAAAAACUCCUUUUUAUACACGAUUAUCAACAUUAAAAACUCAACAAUAUUUAACUAAUCAAUCAAAAUCAUUUCCUUCUAUUACAAAACAACAUCGUUCUAUAUCUACAAUUUUUCGAACAAGUAGUAAUCAAUCUUCAUUAUUAACAACAGCUAUUUAUCAUACUCCAUCACGACGACGUAAAUCAUCAUUACCAAGAUUUGUACGUUGUUCAUCACCUGAUUCAUCUGUUGAAGAAAGUUUUCGUUCAAUAAAAUCACGUUUACGAUUUUGGUCUUAA